Messenger RNA from Adineta steineri, 222 nucleotides. The record is from the annotation of a GenBank genome assembly. NCBI's taxonomy places the organism in Eukaryota, Metazoa, Rotifera, Eurotatoria, Adinetida, Adinetidae.
AUGGCGGGAGGUAUAAAUGAAUUUUGUUCGGAAGGUGAAGGUGCUCUUGAUUAUGCUGCUGAUGAUGAUGCUGAAGGUGUACAUUCAUUAGCUGCUGUUUCAUUAUAUAAUUGGUUAGGUCAAGAAACUGGCAUUUAUAUACCAUUAGUUGAUCUUCUUCAAGGACUUUCAAUUGAAAAAAUUGCAACACUUGUUUAUAAUAAACUUAAUGAAAAAGAAUAA